Choloepus didactylus (southern two-toed sloth) is the source of this 2335-nucleotide messenger RNA. RefSeq names its product ring finger protein 135 (gene RNF135). Gene Ontology annotation, biological process: regulation of innate immune response. The transcript has 5 exons. Gene Ontology annotation, cellular component: cytoplasm. Gene Ontology annotation, molecular function: ribonucleoprotein complex binding; protein binding; ubiquitin-protein transferase activity. Lineage: Eukaryota; Metazoa; Chordata; Mammalia; Pilosa; Megalonychidae. The record is from RefSeq and is a predicted model, not a curated record. Bases 62 to 1360 code for a protein of 432 amino acids.
ACUGCUGAGGGCCGGCCGUCCCCAGCCGAGCGCUGACUUCCGCGUCCCCGCGCCCCUCACCAUGGCCGGCUUGGGCCCCGGCCCGGGUGCGGCCGUCCCAGUGUGGCUGACGGAGGACGACCUGGGCUGCAUCAUCUGCCACGGUCUGCUCACCUGCCCCGCCACGCUGCCUUGCGGCCACAGCUUCUGCCGCGGCUGCCUGGAGGGCCUGUGGGGCGCGCGGGGCGCGGGGCGCCGCUGGUCCUGCCCCACCUGCCGCCAGGGCGCCGCGCAGCAGCCGCGGCUGCAGAAGAACACGCUGCUGCAGGACCUGGCCGACAAGUACAGCCGAGCAGCGCGCGAGCUGGAGGCGGAUCCCGGCCGGGCCCCCAGCCGGGUCCCGGACCCAGGAGCCGGCCCAGCCCUGGGGUCCCCGAGCCACCCCGCCCAGCUGCCGGCGGCAGCACAGAGGAGCAGAACAGAAGUUGGUCUGGAGCUGGCAGAGCUGGCAGAGCAGCUUGGACACAUCGCCAAGAGCCUUCAGAGUCAGAGACCCCUCUCAGAACCUGGGCCAGAAAGCAAACCAAGCAUCCUGGGCACUGCUUUUUCUUGUGGGAUGGGCCUUUCCUUGACUUCUCCAAAACUAGUGACUUCCAACACAUUUGAGGGGACAAUGAGAGACAUUCCCCAUGCCCUAGAAGAAAUCCAGGAAAAAUUACGAGAAAACGUGAUGUGGAAAGAGGUCCUUGAAGAACAAACACAGGAACUCCUGGAAGCUCCAUCUUCCUCACCUGGCCCACUGCCUGACCAGAGCCACCCAGCAACCAGGACGGCCUCCCAGUUUGCUCAGUGGGCCAUCAAUCCAACCUUUGACCUGGGGAGCCUCUCCUGUAGCCUGGAGGUGUCCGAUGAUGGCCAGACAGUGACUGUGUCACGCUUCUCACAGCCCUAUCCCUGGAGUCGCCAGAGGUUUGCGAACUGCCAGGUCUUAUGUUCCCAGGCCCUAUCUUCAGGGAAGAAGUACUGGGAAGUGGACACUCAGCACUGUAGCCACUGGGCAGUUGGGGUGGCUUCCUGGGAGAUGAGCCGUGACCAGCUCCUGGGAAGGACCAGGGACUCCUGGUGUGUGGAAUGGAAGGGGACUGGUCAGCUCUCUGCGUGGCACAUGGAGAAGGAAACUGUCCUUGGCACUGACAGACCUGGGGUUGUAGGCAUCUGGCUGGACCUCGAGGUGGAAAAGCUUGCCUACUACUUAGUGGCUGAUCAGGAGAAGCUUCUGUUUGAGUGUGCAGUCUCUACCUCCUGUCCUCUGCACCCUGCAUUCUGGCUGUAUGGCUUACAUUGUGGAAACUCACUGACUUUAAAGCAAGUAAAGGCGUAGGAGCUCUGGUGGUGCUAAAACACAGUGGUUUUCUGUCUCCCUGUCUUGAAGCAGGGUGGUAACCUGACCUAAGAAUCUCACUUCUGAGGUUAAAGGAUGCUGCAUAAAAAUAUCACUGCAAUCUUAGCAGCUGAAAACAACACACAUUUGUUAUCUCACAGCGUCUGUGGGUCAAGAGUCUGGGGAUGAUGUUGCUGAGUCCUCUGCCCCAGGGUCUUAACAAGCUGCAGUGAAGGUGUCAGCUGGGGCUGCAGCUCAUCUGAGGCUCAACUCACAAGUUGUUGGAAACAUUCAGUUCCUUGAGAGUUGUUGGACCGAGGGCUUCAGUUUCUUCUGGUUGUUGGCUGGAGGCUGCUGUCAUUUUUUUACCACAUGGGCCAUUGCAACAUAGCCGCUUGAUUCCUCAAUGCUAGCAAGGGAGAGAAAGUCUCCAAGCAAGAUGGACAUUACAAUCUUAUAAUGUAAUCACGUCCAUGUAAUCAUGCGCAUCCCAUCUCCUUGGCUGUAUGCAGUUGGUUGGAAGGAAGUCACAUGUCCUGCCCACACUCAAGGGGAGGGUAUUACACCAGGGCGUGAAUACCAGGAUAUGAGUUCAUGGGGGCACCUUAGAGUCCACCCGCCACAGUGCUUUAUUUCUUACUUGAUUUCCACCUCAAUUUUUAAAAAUUUAUCUUUUUAAAAUUGUGGUAAAAUAUAUAUAAUAUUAAAAAUGUGCCAUUUUAGUAAUGUAUAAUUAUAAUUAUUCUACAAUCAUCUAUAAUUAAUUCAGUGGCAUUAAUUGCAUUCAUGAUGUUGUGCCACCACUGCCAUGAUCUAUUUCCAAAAUUUUUCAUUGCCCCAACCAGAAACUCUGAACCCAUUAAACAAUAACUCUUCCCAGCCUCUGGUAACCUCUAAUCUAUUUUCUAUCUCUUUGAGUUUGCCUAUUCUAGACGUUUCAUAGAAAUGAAACUAUACAAUAUUUGUCCUUUUGUG